Molecule: messenger RNA, 302 nt
Organism: Pelobates fuscus (common spadefoot toad)
Lineage: Eukaryota; Metazoa; Chordata; Amphibia; Anura; Pelobatidae
Product: frenatin 1.1-like
Exons: 6
Coding region: 60-302 (80 amino acids)
Source: RefSeq, a predicted model, not a curated record
GAAAACCUUACUCAUUCUCUGUCUGGAUAUCAUAUUUCUGACUGAAACAAUUCGCCAAUAUGAUUUUUAAGCAAUCUCUUCUGAUGUUCCUUUUCUUUGGAAUGAUUUCUCUAUCAAUUUGCAGACCAGGCAAUGAUGAAUCUGAUGAGGAAAACGAAGAGGAACGUGGUGCUGAAGACGAAAAUGAAGAGGAAGGUGACCAGGAGGAGGAAGAGGAAUAUAAAGACAACGGGGGCGAUGAGGAGGAAUAUACAAAGAAAAAGAGAUUGGUGGGGGAACUUUUGAAACAAAUCGGCAUAUGA